Messenger RNA from Phlebotomus argentipes, 860 nucleotides. Its product is annotated as muscle-specific protein 20-like. NCBI's taxonomy places the organism in Eukaryota, Metazoa, Arthropoda, Insecta, Diptera, Psychodidae. The record is from RefSeq and is a predicted model, not a curated record. The transcript is spliced from 4 exons. The coding region runs from base 300 to 848 and encodes 182 amino acids. Gene Ontology annotation, molecular function: protein binding.
GACUAAACGUGGAGAGGAGGUUCAUGAUUAGACGGACGCCUAUAUAAAAGUUCGCAUUGACCCAAAAACAGGUAUUUCAAUUUCAUCAUUCACAAACAUCGCAUCAACAGAAAGGAAAACGGUGAAAAUCCACACUCGAGAGCGGGAAAUUCUUGCGCGCACAUCAAGUUUUGAGUUGUUUGCCGAAAAGUGCCUUUUUUUACUGUGUGAAAUUCUGUGCAUACUUUCAAAGAAUUCCAUUUGAGAAUUUGUGAUUUUUCUUGCAUUAUCUGUGAAGUAAUUAAAAGUUUGAAUACAAAAUGAUGCGACGUCCACUUUGGCAGGUUGCUGGCAAGCGGGAGCCCUCGCAGGAGGCCGAGGCGCAGCACUGGAUCGAGACGGUGCUGGGCGAGCGCUUCCCGCCCGGCGUCCUGUACGAGGACAUCCUUCGCGAUGGAGUCAUCCUUUGCCGGCUGAUGAACAGACUGAAGCCCGGCCUCAUCCAGCGGAUCAACACGUCCGGCGGCGAUUACAAAAUGAUGGACAAUAUCAGUCAAUUCCAGCAGGCGUGCAUCAAAUACGGCGUGGCCGACGUGGAUCUCUUCCAGACCACGGAUCUGUGGGACCGCAAGAACAUCGCCCUCGUCACCCAGACCAUCUUCGCCGUUGGGCGCGCGACUUACAGACACCCCGAGUGGCCCGGACCCUACCUAGGCCCCCGACCGUCGGAGGAGAACCGACGUGAGUUCUCCGAGGAGCAGAUGCGCGCCGGCGAGAACAUCAUCGGCCUGCAGGCGGGCACGAACAGAGGCGCCACGCAAUCCGGCCAGAGCUUCGGCGCCACCCGAAAGAUCCUCCUGGGCAAGUGAGGCGCUCCCGAG